Messenger RNA from Dictyostelium discoideum AX4, 1068 nucleotides. It is a transcript of the gene etfa, whose product is annotated as electron transfer flavoprotein alpha subunit. Bases 1 to 1068 code for a protein of 355 amino acids. Gene Ontology annotation, molecular function: electron transfer activity; flavin adenine dinucleotide binding. Lineage: Eukaryota; Evosea; Eumycetozoa; Dictyosteliales; Dictyosteliaceae. The record is from RefSeq and is a predicted model, not a curated record. The transcript is spliced from 3 exons. Gene Ontology annotation, cellular component: mitochondrial matrix.
AUGAUUGGAAGAUUAAAUUUAAUUACCAAAUCAAAUUUAUUUAAAAAUGUUAAUAAUUUAAAUAAUAAAAAUUAUUAUUCAACUUGUUUAGUUAUAGCAGAACAUGAUAAUAAUCAAUUAUUAAAUUCAACAUUGAAUACAAUUACAGCAGCAUCAAAAUUAGGAGUCACAAAUAUAUCAGUAUUAGUAGCAGGUUCAAAAUGUGGACCAGUUGCAGACUCAGUAUCAAAAGUUAGUGGUGUAACCAACGUAGUUUGCGUUGACCAUCCAACAUUAGAACACUCAUUAGCAGAGACAAUCACCCCAAUCAUUGUUAAAUUACAAUCAUCAUCGUCAAAAGAGGGUGACGAAAUUACACACAUCUUCACACCAGCAUCCAAUUUUGGUAAAAACUUCUUACCAAGAGUCGCAGCAUUAUUAAACGUUUCACAAAUUAGCGAGAUUACAAAAGUAAAAGACGCUGAAACUUUCCAAAGACCAAUCUACGCUGGCAAUGCAAUCGCCACCGUUAAAUCAACUGAUAAAUGUAAAGUUGGUACUGUUCGUACAACAGCUUUCGAUAAAGCCCCAACAAGCGGUGGUUCGGCAAAGGUCGUCUCUGCCAACGAUUGGGCUGUACCAUUAAUUGAGAAAGCAAUCUCUGAAACAAACAUUAAAUGGGAAUCUUCUGAAGUUAAAAAAUCUGAACGUCCAGAAUUAACAAGUGCUCGUGUUGUAGUAUCUGGUGGUAGAGGUAUGAAAAAUGGUGAAAACUUUAAAAUGUUAGAAGAAUUAGCUGAUACUUUAGGUGGUGCAGUUGGUGCAUCAAGAGCAGCUGUUGAUUCAGGUUUUGUUUCAAAUGAUUUACAAGUUGGUCAAACUGGUAAGAUUGUAGCACCAGAAUUAUAUAUUGCUGUUGGUAUUAGUGGUGCUAUUCAACAUUUAGCUGGUAUGAAAGAUAGUAAAGUAAUUGUUGCUAUCAAUAAAGAUCCAGAAGCACCAAUCUUUCAAGUUGCUGAUGUUGGUUUAGUUGGUGAUUUAUUCAAUGAAGUUCCAAAAUUAACCGAAUCAAUUAAAAAAUCAAAAUAA